Messenger RNA from Elaeis guineensis (African oil palm), 857 nucleotides. Its product is annotated as CBS domain-containing protein CBSX3, mitochondrial-like. Lineage: Eukaryota; Viridiplantae; Streptophyta; Magnoliopsida; Arecales; Arecaceae. The record is from RefSeq and is a predicted model, not a curated record.
AAGAUUGGCACCCUUUGAAUUCCUUACCUCGCUCUGUAGACAAAGCUAAGGACCAGUUCCGGUGCAUGGAAGUAAGCUAGCUUGCCAUGCUAUGAUAUCGUGUGCUUAAAAGCUUUCAUGGGGAAUGAUCCAUGGUCCACGCAACCAUCGCAGCCACAGAGGAACGGUUCUGUGGCCUUUGAAUCUGCUCUCUGGCUCCCUCUUACAUCAAACAAGAGAUUGGAGAUGCAAGGCGUAGCUCAAGCAAUACGUUUCCAUGGGAACCGUCUGAAACUCGCGGUUCUACAGCACAUCAGCAUGAAGGAAAAAUCUUUCUGGUCCAACUUAUUUACACGCUUUGAGAGCGCAAUUUCAACUCCCAGCUUACCUCAAAGGGGAUUGGAGAAUACAACAAUUGCAGAGCUCUUCAAAGCAAAGGGGGAAGAUAAGGCAGGAGCCGUUUACUGGUGUAGUACCACAGACACAGUCUAUGAUGCCGUGAAGAAUAUGACACAACAUAAUACUGGAGCUUUGGUUGUUGUGAAGCCAGGGGACGAAAAACUGCUUGCUGGAAUAAUCACCGAAAGAGAUUAUCUCCAGAAGAUCAUUGUGCAAGGAAGAUCUUCCAAAGCCACAAGAGUUGGAGAAAUCAUGACUGAAGAGAACAAGCUCAUUACGGUGUCUUCUGACACAAAUAUUCUUCAAGCAAUGCAGCUAAUGACAGAUAAACAUAUUCGACAUGUUCCUGUGAUAGAUCAGAAGGUAGUUGGCAUGAUUUCCAUUGUAGAUGUUGUCCGAGCAGUAGUAGAACAACAACAUCAGGAAGUGAAGCGUUUGAAUGAAUUUAUUAGAGGGGAUUACUACUGAAUGUCAGCGAU